UGUCAAUUAACCCUUUGGUAAUAACAAGAGGUUUGUCUGAAACAUGUUUGCUCUGAAAGUAGCACUAGUGGUGGUGUCGAUGAUAUCGGUGGCCAUAGGGGCGGGCAUACGUGCGGCGCCCUAUUAUAUGCCACUCGAUAACAACGGCCAGGACUUUGAUAUGGCAAAAGUGAUUGAGGCCUCGGGAGUCAAGCAAUUCAUUUUGGCCUUUGCUUUGGCCAGCGAUGACGGCCAGUGUAUACCCACGUGGGACGGGAAGAUCAAUCAAAAGAUCGCUGACGACCAAGUUGUUUUAAAGAAAGUGCAGGCAAUCCGUGCCGCUGGGGGUGAUAUCUCGGUAUCAUUUGGCGGUUAUAAUGGUAUCGAUUUGGCUCAUGUGUGCAAAGACGUCAACUCAUUAGCCAACGCGCAUCAGAUAGUGAUAGACAAGUACUCGUUGACGAACGUGGACUUCGAUGUAGAACAUGAUAACUUGGGCGAUGUGCAGGGUGGAACUUUGAGAUUCAAUGCCAUUAAAGUGUUACAACAAAGUGCAAAGUCAAAGGACAAACAGCAAACUCUGCCCUCAACUACGGUUGGGUUGAGUGGUUUGGGUAGGGAUGAAAUUAAGCUGGGCGUGGAUCUUGGUGCUAAAAUGGAUCUGGCUGUUGUUCAAGUGAGGAACAGGUGCCGUCCACCCAACCCACCGGUUUUGUGCACUUUCUGUCCCUGUUUAAUGCCCAAUAGGAAACUCGACCAA
This is a messenger RNA of Medioppia subpectinata, 739 nucleotides long. The record is from the annotation of a GenBank genome assembly. Lineage: Eukaryota; Metazoa; Arthropoda; Arachnida; Sarcoptiformes; Oppiidae.